Molecule: messenger RNA, 2590 nt
Organism: Seminavis robusta
Lineage: Eukaryota; Bacillariophyta; Bacillariophyceae; Naviculales; Naviculaceae
Source: the annotation of a GenBank genome assembly
GCACUUGGUAUUGGCUUUGAGCAGCAAUGAUUGACUCGACCGGUUCGUUCCAUUUGCACCAGAUUUCUGUAUCGAAUGAUCUAAUCAAGCCCCGCCAACCCAGGCAUCUCCAAAGUUGAUGCAGACACCUCAGAGCAACCAAAGGGUCUUACCUCGGUAGUCUAGUCAUGACUGAUCAGAUGUCACUCCUUGCCAUCCACCAUGGACACGGUUACCUUAUCUUCCGCGUUAUUUGCCGCCCUGGACAACCGAUUUCCAGCGCCCACCUACGACUUUUUAGUAGGCAAUUUACAAGGAUCAUCUACUGGAAGCGGUGUUGAUGGCCAAGGCUCGUUUUUAAAUACUCAAAACUAUUCAAAAUUGAAUCCUUCCAGAAUCACUGACCAAAGUUCUGUUCACCAAUGCUUUUCGAAUGAUGCUACAUGUAGCUACUACAUGUAGCUAGGAGAGGUACGGUGCCGAUAGGUGGAUCAUAUGAUUUGCCACCAAAACGAAGGGAUACUAGUACGGAGCUGAUGAAGGAGCAGUGUGGCCAAGGUGCUAUGGCGCGGAGAGCUUCAUCGUCUAGCUACCGGUAGCUAGUUCCGACCGUAAAAUAGCUCGGGUGGUUGGCUUGGAAGUAUACGUCAGGAUCUUGGUGGUCACAUGAAUGAAUAGUUGUCACGCUUUCUUCAUUAUGGAUUUAUUGGAGUCUACCAAAUGGAACUCUACUUAGUAGCUUCACCCAAAGUACGAUUGCGUUUGGUCGCGUCACAUAUGCCAACAAUUGAUCCAGCGAAAAUAGAGUGAACGAGAAAGGUUUUGACACUUUAGCAAGUGAGAAUACUGCAUGCUGCAUGGUACCACAACCGAUGGCCACUCUUAUUACAUGAGCUUGGCUUGCAUUUUAUUUGAUGGAGUGGAUGGUGACCAUGGCUGCAUGAGGGUGUCCUAUUGACAGUACUGGUAUACUAGCUAACUUGAUAGUGAUUGUUGGAAUGGAAUGUACUGAUCUGAUCUGGAUGAGAAGAGAAGAAAGAAAGGUAUAAUCUUAAGAAGAAGGUACCUGAAUUCUCUGGACAAGCAAGUCAAGUCCAUAAAAAAGCAAGGCAAGCAUGUCAGCAUCAGCAUCUGCAUCAGGCAAUGAUGACAAGACCCACAAGAGAAGAAACUGCAUCAACAAAGAAGUUCUGAUUUCUAGAGAAAAAGUAAAACUGAAGAAAAAUGGCAAACUGAAGAAAGUUGACAAACUGAAGAAAGAUGACAAACUGACUGAUACAUGUAUGCAUAGUAUGAAUGGUAGCAAGACCAAGGCGAAGGUGACAGUGAACAAAUUGGGAUCCAGCUUCCAGAAAGCCCAUCUGAUUGAGAAGCAGAAGCCACAGAAAGAAAUUGAGAAGCAACGUAGACGGUUACGUCAGUUGGAUUAUCGUCCACACAAUUUCUAUGACCAUGCCAUGCAACAAGAUAUUCAAGUUGGUAUUCAACAAGUGGAUGUACAACAAGUUCAAGUGGAAUACACUUUCUGGACUUCCAAACAAUCCAUUCUCAUUGGAUCUUCCCUUUUGCUAGCACUCACAGGCUACAAGAUAUUCUUCUACGGAGCAUUCAUCCUGUUUCUAUAUGAAACUGGAUGCAUCCUUCAGAAUUGGAAACUCUUUCUGCUUCACCAUCACAUCAUUCGAGAAUUCAAAAAAUUCUCUCUCAGUUGGUGGUACUACACCACGGAACAAAUUGUACAGUUCUUGGAUACCAAAAAUGACUACUCCAGAAAAGCUGCACUGGGAUUCUGGAUCAUGUGGUACCCCAGAACAUCCAAAAUGGUCAAAAACUACAUCAAAGAUCGAAAAGAGCAAAUGCUACAACUAGCCAAGGAAGAAGCACAGCGGCUCCGAGAGAGAGCCGAUGAAGCCAUCAAACAGGCCGAAACCGUCAUGCGACGAUCCUCACUUACGCUGCAGCAGUUGCCCACUCGAGCUGUACAGUUCCAACGACAACAGACACAACGUUUGGGACAAUUGACACGACAACAAACACAACGUUUUGGGCAGUUGACACGACAACAAACACAGCGAUUUCAAACCUUUCAACGACAACGGUCCAGGCGACAGACCACACGACGAAUGCAACGAGAUCUCCAACAAGUCCGACGACAGCAUACUCGAAGAACCAUGAGACGAUCGGAAUGGGACGAUGUGUCCUAGCUAGCUACCGUAUAAGGCGUUCUUCGUCGCAAACAAUCCCAAAUGGGUACCGUAUGUGGGUCCUCUGUAUUCCUCGAAUGAAAAUCAGCGUGAACGAUCGAGGAAUAGAAACCAAAAAAUCAGAGUGAUGAUACCGUGUUCACAUACGGUCUCAUGGGUGCCCCCAACAUUGCAGUCGCCCGCGUCGGCGUUGUCGGAAAGCACCAAUUCACCAACGAACAGUCCGCCAAAGUGUUCAAAAACAAGCUCGAUCGACCCCGAUCGACCGAUUCGAUUCCAUCGUCUCGAGACGUGUGUACAAAUUUUCUGCAGCCCUGGUGUACAUUUUGCUAUGCGCUAUGGCUUGUCUCUCUGCACCGUAGCUAUCUCAGUGUACUAUAAUAAUAUAUCAUCCAAUGUAUGUAGUC